ACGAGUAUUGUUAUCUCAUGUUAUAAUAAUUUUUGUCAUGUCAGUGCAAUCUAAGAUAAUAAUUUGUUAGAUCACUCCGUAAACAGCGCAUGCAACGUAGAGGAUUAUUUUGGUGAAAUUGGGCAUGGCUUCGAAUAAACCUAAAAAGCGCGGAAAUCGGGCUGGUGACAAUAAGGUGAGAAGAAUUAAAAUAUUUAUUGGUAAUAUCAAGAUUUUGUUGGCACCUCACUCGUUUGAAUAUAGUUGAAGGAUAUUAAUUAAAGAUGGAAAUUUUUUAGUUUAAAUUAUCGCAGCUGUUUCUGGUCUGGAUCAAAUAAGUGUUUUUUAAUUUCUACUCGAUACGCUUAAAAUAUAUAUUGAAAACCGUUGCCUGUCGUAAUAAGCCUUGGUCAGAUUCGACAAUAGCAUCUUUUGAUCCAACGUUUCAAUUAGAGAGCGUAUCGUUGUUAUUGACUUCUUGUCUCCGUGAUAGUGGCUUAACAUCUUCAAGCUACUUCAGAAACUAACUGGUCUUAAUAGUUUUUUCCAAGGCCGACACUGACAAACGCCAUGUACUGUCGUUGAUCUCUGAGAUCAUCGAGGUUCGAAUGCUGCUUAUAUAAGCCCCUGAAAACACCUAUAUUAAUCGAUCGACAAAUGCUUCGAGAUUGCUAUUAGCGAGAUCACGCAAUUCUUGUGUUUCAUAUGACGUCACAGAAGUGACGGGGGGUCAACUCUAAAACAAAACACAGUUAUCAGAGUGAGUCGAUUGUUCCUUUUAUGUAGUAGCCUUGUGUUUGGUGGCAAAUAUAUGGAAUUUCGUACCAUUUUCUCACUCCAAUACAGCAUAGGCGUCAAUACAUUUGAGGCAGUGACCUCCCGUCAGAUUCACUGCAUAAUGCCGUAGUGAAACCCAAUAAUAUGUUUCCACGUCAACAGCUAAGCGUUUAUUUGUCUAACAUGUGAACACAAAUAAAUAUGGAUUAAGGCAUCUUAGAACAUUCUUAAUACAAAAUGGAUUGUAUAUACAAUAUUGAUUAUAUUAUUGACUCGUUCUCCGAAGUAUGUUAAAUGCCUGAAAGUCGUCGUAAAUCAUUCUUAAUUGCAUUCUGUAUAUAAACUAUCGAAGCAUAUGCAUAGCGAUGCGUGAGUGUGUUAUAUAACCUUGUCGACCAUUUGGUAUUUGCUUCUUGAAGCCUAAUACAUUCUAGUGAGCCAUAUUUACUUUUUUAAUGUGCUAUGCUUUGGUUAUUGAACUUGAAAGAUACAGGUAAUCCUAGACAAAACCAUUUGCGACAUUCUAUUAAAACAUUCCUUUGUGACUUUUUUAAUGUUACGCUGGAAUAAUUGACUCGAUUACCUCCUCCCCCCUCCCCCCCAAAAAAACAAAACCAACGAACAUUGCUGCUUUUUAUUUCCGUACUCUCCGAAUGCAAUUAAUUAACGUUGGAUUUUGAGGGUAAGAGGGAUGUUUUUUCAAAAUUCGCGAUAAUAUUACAAAAUUUUGUCAAAUAAUUGGAAGUGUCGCAGAUGUUUUGUCCAGGAUUGUAGUUACUAUACCAUUUGCGAGCAACCAAGGUUCCACCCAUGAUUUAUAACUGUGAAAAGGGAGGUAUUAGUCAAAUAUACUACCAAAAGUGUGGGCAUAAUGCUUUCACUUGUGCAAACAUUGUAUUUAACAUUCAGUGUAAAUUCGACUGCAUGAAUUGUCGAAACGACGGUUCGUGAAUGUAAUUCGACCAUUGAUUCCUCCAUUUCACGCUCACCCCAGGCCACCCCACCAAACAUCUGGAAUCGAAGCAAUCAACGCGUACAAUGUAUCAUAUAAUGGUGGGGGUCAGUGCUAAUCAUUCUUACUUGCAGCUGCGAGCAAAGCAGAGUUUCAUAGGACGUCGCUCAAUUAACCUAUUCGAAUCGAAGGCUGUCUCAAAAAAGCCUUUGCCAAGGUGCCUAAUUCUUUGAUUUUACGUUUGUAGAAAAUGGGCACAAAACGCAGCAAACGUCAUCGCCAUGAAGGUUUGUUGAACACGGCACUGAUUGUAAUGCCACUUGUAUGUUCCAAAAACCGAGGCCAAAAAAUCCAGUAUGAAUUCGGUACAAUUUGUUGUGAAAUCCGAAUUUAAAAAUCGUUCAAAUCCUAAUAAAAUUUAAAAAUACGGAAGAUGACAAAAAUGCAUUAAAAUUUCUUGUAAGAAAGCCAAUAGAAAUCCUUGAGAAGUAGGCCUACAUCACUCCAUUUCAAAAUCCGCAGAUUUAUGAAAUUUCUAAAAUCUCCUACUCUUUUAGAUGUAAAGUAUGCCCUUCGCCAAAUACUAUGAAUAGCCAACGACUAAAAGCAUUUAUUUCAUAGAAAAUUUAGGAUCAAUUGCAAGGUUAAGAUGACUUAAUAUGAGAAUUCACAUUUUUGACAGAUUUUUUUUGCCAAUGAAAACAAAAUUGAAUACUAAGCUAAAGUAGGAGGUUACAUUCAAUCACCUUGUAAUUAACUUAACCCAAACAUAUGAAUAUGUCGCUAUGUUGCUUAUUUUGAUGCGGGAUCUUAAAUGAAUUAACUUUUGUUAAAUUAGUGUUUUUAAAUCUUUCUCAACAGAUCUUGCAGCUCCUGGGGAUUCCUGCCUUAUAGACGCCAUUGACCAUGAAGACUUUCGUCGAUUGUGGUCUUACAAUAGCACAUCUGGGGGUAGAUACGUCUAUAUAACAAACGACACAGCGCCAGAAGGUAAACUUAUCAAUUUAACGAUAUUAUGCCCUAUAUUUGAUCAAAACCUUUCAUUGAUCAAAACCUUGAUCAAAACCUAACUGACCAAAACCUUUCAUUGCUUUUUCUCGCAAAUCAAUUAUUAAUAUUUCUUCAGGGUAAUUAUGAUAAGGCUUUGAGUCCUGUUGUUGUGGUUACAGCAUUCCAACCGACCAUUGCGUAUAUGAAGGAUAGACAACUUACAUUGACUGUAUAACCUGUUUAUUUUUAUUAAUGAUCAGUUUUCCAUCUACAGAUAGUUCUGCGUAUGUAGUGGAGGCAACUGGCGAACCUCAAGGUACAA
Paramuricea clavata is the source of this 3020-nucleotide messenger RNA. The record is from the annotation of a GenBank genome assembly. NCBI's taxonomy places the organism in Eukaryota, Metazoa, Cnidaria, Anthozoa, Malacalcyonacea, Plexauridae.